AUGGGUAAGGGACAACCUAGAGGUUUGAACGCAGCUCGUAAGCUCCGUAUUCAUCGUCGUGAUCAACGUUGGGCUGAUAAGCAAUACAAGAAGAGAGCUCUCGGAACUGCUUUCCGUUCUUCUCCCUUCGGUGGUUCUUCUCACGCCAAGGGUAUCGUCCUUGAAAAGAUUGGUGUCGAAGCCAAGCAACCUAACUCUGCCAUUCGUAAGUGUGUCCGUGUUCAACUUAUCAAGAACGGUAAGAAGGUUACUGCUUUCGUUCCCAAUGAUGGUUGUUUAAACUAUGUCGAUGAGAACGACGAAGUUUUGAUUGCCGGUUUCGGUCGUAAGGGUCGCGCUAUUGGUGAUAUUCCUGGUGUCCGUUUCAAGGUCGUCAAGGUCGCCGGUGUCUCUCUUCUUGCCUUGUACAAGGAAAAGAAGGAGAAGCCCAGAUCAUAAAUUAUCUUUAUCUACAACAACAAAUGCUUCCUUUUUCUUUUUUUUUUUACUCUAUUUCAAAUUCAAUCCUUAAAUGUAUUUGAAAGUAAUAAAAAUCUUUAAAAAAUCAAAAA
This is a messenger RNA of Mucor mucedo, 551 nucleotides long. RefSeq names its product 40S ribosomal protein S23. Gene Ontology annotation, molecular function: structural constituent of ribosome. Gene Ontology annotation, cellular component: ribosome; cytosolic small ribosomal subunit. The transcript is spliced from 2 exons. Lineage: Eukaryota; Fungi; Mucoromycota; Mucoromycetes; Mucorales; Mucoraceae. Gene Ontology annotation, biological process: translation. Bases 1 to 438 code for a protein of 145 amino acids. The record is from RefSeq and is a predicted model, not a curated record.